Messenger RNA from Mixia osmundae IAM 14324, 1124 nucleotides. RefSeq lists its product as uncharacterized. Lineage: Eukaryota; Fungi; Basidiomycota; Mixiomycetes; Mixiales; Mixiaceae. The coding region runs from base 112 to 1083 and encodes 323 amino acids. Gene Ontology annotation, cellular component: cytoplasm. The transcript has 3 exons. The record is from RefSeq and is a predicted model, not a curated record. Gene Ontology annotation, biological process: proteolysis. Gene Ontology annotation, molecular function: aminopeptidase activity.
GCGACCGCGACGUAUCGUCCUUAUCGACGUCACCGCGUCACCGCUGACAAUCACAUCUACCCCGCUGACAUUCAGCCACCAAUCUGCACUGGUUUGGUCGCCACGUCAGGCAUGCCGAGCUCGACAGGCAUCUAUCCAGCGCUCAAGCCGUUCAGAGAAGAACAAUUCGCCGUUAGCGACUUGCAUACGCUCUACGUGGCACAGUAUGGCAACCCGAACGGUCUCGCAGCUGUCCAUUUGCACGGAGGACCGGGAGGAGGAACCGAUCCUUACGAUGCACGACGCUUCGACCCUGAGGUCUAUAGGAUUGUGCUAUUCGAUCAGCGAGGCUCCGGCAAAUCAACUCCGUCGAGUGAACUACGAGAGAAUACGACUUGGGACCUCGUAGAAGAUAUUGAAAAGAUCAGGAGUCAUCUACAAAUCGAGAAAUGGAUCGUCUUUGGGGGCUCAUGGGGCAGCACGCUCUCUCUUGCAUACGCUCAGAAGCAUCCAGAAAGAGUGCUUGCUCUUGUCCUGCGCGGCAUCUUCUGCCUACGUAAAGAGGAACUCAAGUUCUUCUACCAGGGCGACGGAACAUCAUUUCUCUUUCCCGAGUACUGGCAAGAGUAUAUCUCUGUCAUACCCGAGAACGAACGCGAGGACAUCAUCAAAGCAUACCACAGACGACUGACAGGUGAUGACAAGUCGGCCCGAGCUGCAGCUGCCAAAGCAUGGACAACCUGGGAGAUGGCAACUUCGAAAUUACAUAUUGACGAGGCGAUGGUCAAAGAGGGCGAAGAUCCGGCAUUUGCAGAUGUAUUUGCACGUAUCGAAUGCCACUACUUUGUCAAUGAGGGCUGGAUGAGACAGGGUCAAUUGCUAGAGAAGGAAGAAGUCGACAAACUACGCAAGAUACCCGCUGUGAUCGUGCAAGGACGAUACGAUUGCGUUUGUCCGAUGACGACAGCAGAGGCACUGCACCGAGUGUGGCCAGAGGCAAAGUACAUCGUCGUUCCCGAUGCGGGACAUUCGGCAAAGGAAAAGGGUAUCGAGACUGCGCUUAUGAACGCUACGGACGACUUUAGACGGCUCAAAGAUGUGUGAUGAACAAGGAAUGCAUACUACGACGUUUUGUCCAUUGCCGG